ACCACGCUCCGCCGCCUGCCGCCGCUGACUCCUCCCGCCCCACCGCGCCGCGUCGGGCGUCUACACGCGCCAGCCCGCGGUUUGGACGGUACGGGACGGCACGGCCGCCAACCCGUGCGUCCCGUCUCGCCUCCACGCGCAAACCCCCGACCAAACGCCAGCGCCCCCCCACGACCAAAAGGCGAGGGGGGCCAUUCUCCAUGUCGUGCUCGCCGCCGCCUCCUCCCCCUCCUCCGUUUCUUCCCCGCUUCCUCCCCAGCCCCGCCCCACUCCACUGACUGCGCGCCCGCGCCCGAUCGGCCGCCAUGGGAGGCCGCGCCUCCCGCCACCGCGCCCAAUCGCACGACCAGGGCCCCAACACCUCGCAGCAUCACCACCACCAGCAUAACCGCCCGAAGCCCAAGCAGCACCGGCCGCAACCCCCGCCGCCGCAGGCGCCGCAGACCCACGCUCCCCCUCCCGCGCGGCAGCGGCAGCAGCAGCAGCAGCAGCACCCGGACGCCGCCGCGGCGGCCGCGGCCGCCGGGGUGGGCCGGGUGCUGGGGCGCCCCAUGGAGGACGUCCGCGCGGCCUACACCUUCGGGCGCGAGCUCGGCCGCGGCCAGUUCGGGGUCACCUACCUCGCCACCCACAAGGCCACGGGCCGCCGCUACGCCUGCAAGUCCAUCGCGGCGCGGAAGCUCGCGCACCGGGACGACGUCGAGGACGUGCGCCGCGAGGUGCAGAUCAUGCACCACCUCACGGGCCACCGCAACAUCGUCGAGCUCCGGGGCGCCUACGAGGACCGCCACUCGGUCAACCUCGUCAUGGAGCUCUGCGAGGGCGGGGAGCUCUUCGACCGGAUCAUCGCCAGGGGGCACUACUCCGAGCGCGCCGCCGCCGCGCUCUGCAGGGAGAUCGUCUCCGUCGUGCACAGCUGCCACUCCAUGGGGGUCAUGCACAGGGACCUCAAGCCGGAGAACUUCCUCUUCCUCAACAAGAGGGAGGACUCGCCGCUCAAGGCCACUGACUUUGGCCUAUCGGUGUUCUUCAAGCCCGGUGAGCAGUUCAGGGAUCUUGUGGGGAGUGCGUAUUAUGUCGCCCCAGAGGUGCUGAAAAGGCGAUAUGGAGCUGAGGCAGACAUAUGGAGUGCCGGAGUUAUCCUUUACAUCCUGCUAUCUGGUGUUCCUCCUUUCUGGGCCGAGAAUGAAGAUGGCAUAUUUGACGCUGUUUUGCGAGGCCAUAUUGAUUUCGCAUCUGAUCCCUGGCCUUCAAUUUCCAAUAGUGCCAAAGAUUUGGUCAAGAAAAUGCUACGGCAAGACCCAAAGGAGCGGCUUACUGCUGCUGAAAUUUUGAACCAUCCAUGGAUUAGAGAGGAUGGAGAAGCACCAGACAAACCACUUGAUAUUACAGUAAUUGGUAGAAUGAAGCAGUUCAGGGCAAUGAACAAACUUAAGAAGGUUGCCUUGAAGGUUGUUGCAGAGAACCUGUCAGAAGAAGAGAUUGUGGGAUUAAAAGAAAUGUUUAAAUCCCUUGAUACUGACAACAGUGGGACAAUAACCCUGGAGGAAUUAAGAACUGGUUUACCAAAGCUAGGCACCAAAAUUUCUGAAUCAGAAAUAAGGCAGCUGAUGGAGGCGGCUGAUGUUGAUGGAAAUGGUACCAUUGAUUAUGUUGAAUUCAUAUCAGCAACAAUGCACAUGAACAGACUAGAGAAGGAGGAUCACAUAUAUAAGGCAUUUGAGUAUUUUGAUAAGGACCACAGCGGGCACAUAACAGUUGAUGAGUUGGAAGAAGCUCUGAAGAAGUAUGAUAUGGGUGAUGAGGCAACAAUUAAAGAAAUUAUUGCUGAAGUGGAUACAGAUCAUGAUGGGAGAAUCGACUACCAAGAGUUCGUUGCCAUGAUGAAGAAUAACAGCCCCGAGAUUGUUCCAAAUCGGCGGCGCAUGUUUUAACGCUCGCCUACAUUUAUUGUAAAAACGGCUUCUUCGAAAUUUUCCACGGUCUUUGUAACUGUUGAGGAGAGCAAUACCUACUCCAAGUGGAAUUUAGUUAGGCAUCUAUGCUGAUAUUCCAUACUUGGACGGGGUGGCUCUCCCCUCGUGUGCCCUUCAGUAUGGAUGGUUGGUGGUUCUUUCUGGUGCCUCCUUGUUCUAUCAUCUCACUUUACAAUUUUGCCAUGUAUCUAUCCAUAAUGGGGUGUGCCUUCUGGUCAAAGUUUCCUGCCCCUGUAACUUUUAUGUAAGAAAAGGGCAUGUAAAACAGUUUCAAAUGAUCAUAUCAGGCAAAAGUAAUGAAGUGCCAUCCAAUCUUGUGUUUUUUGCCA
Messenger RNA from Panicum hallii, 2305 nucleotides. RefSeq names its product calcium-dependent protein kinase 15. Gene Ontology annotation, molecular function: ATP binding; calcium ion binding; calmodulin binding. Gene Ontology annotation, biological process: peptidyl-serine phosphorylation; intracellular signal transduction; protein autophosphorylation. The transcript is spliced from 8 exons. The coding region runs from base 306 to 1934 and encodes 542 amino acids. Lineage: Eukaryota; Viridiplantae; Streptophyta; Magnoliopsida; Poales; Poaceae. The record is from RefSeq and is a predicted model, not a curated record. Gene Ontology annotation, cellular component: cytoplasm; nucleus.